UGCAUGGGGUACAGUGCUCAUGUUGUAUGGUGGGAAACCAGCAGGUUUGCCCUUUUAUUAUAUUUGGUCGCAGUUACUGGAAGGCGUCUCGCUUUGGGGCCAUGAGCUGCUUAUUUGGAGAAGAGUAGCCUUUUGUACCUGACUCGACUGGAGGUGGCUGUUUGUGGUGCAGCAACAAAAUGGCCGGCUCGCUUUUACCCAGAGCGGCGGUUAAAGCUUUGGGAAUGAAUAGAAUCCGAAUUCACGUGCUACCAACCAAUCGUGGGAGACUGACCCCUGUGACCAGGCUGCAGGAGUCAUUAGCCUGCUCGUAUUCGCAGCGGCCAUGCUCCCGUCCACGUCUAGAAGGCUUGGAGUACUGCAUCAGGCACAUUCUGGAAGACAAGAACUCUCCGUACAAGCAGUGCAGCUACAUCUCCACCAAGAAUGGCAGGAAGUGUCCCAACGCAGCCCCUAAACCAGACAAAAAAGAUGGUGUUACCUAUUGUACAGAACAUGCUCGCAAAAAUGCACUUGCUGUUCAGGCCCAAAUGAAGAAGGCAUCAUCAGGUCCGUCUCCAGAAAUAUUGCUGGCACAGUUGAGUUGUUACGCUAAAAGCGAUUUGAGCUCUCAGAGUCAAGACUCGGGCCGCAGUGAUGCCAGUAGAAUUCUAGAUGAAGACAGUUGGAGUGAGGACGAAGUUGAACCUGCUACAGUGGACCAGACCUGGCGUGGUGAUCCUGAUAGUGAAGCAGAUAGCAUUGACAGUGACCAUGAAGAUCCCCUGAGGCACGCAGGCGUGUACACGGCGGAGGAGGUGGCAUUAAUCACCAGGGAGAAGCUAAUCCGCCUUCAGUCCUUGUACAUUGACCAGUUCAAACGGCUGCAACACCUCUUAAAAGAGAAAAAACGUAAAUAUCUGCACAGCAGAAAGCUGGAACAUGAGGCAAUAGGCAGCAGUCUCCUUACAGGACCUGAAGGACUCUCUAUUAAGGAGAGAGAAAACUUGAAGAAGCUCAAGGCACUACGUCGCUAUCGGAAGAGGUAUGGUGUUGAAGCUCUCCUGCAUCGGCAGCUGAGAGAGAGAAGAAUGGCUGCCACGGAAGGAGCAUUACAGCAGGCUCACGCUGUACGUUCCAUUCAGAGGUGCAUUGCGUUUACUGGAGGAGUUCGAUGCUCAAAUCAGUGCCUCCCGAUGACCCGCCAUUGUAUUUCUCAUAUUUAUCAGGACAGCAAUCAGGUUCUGUUCAAGAUGUGUCCUGGCAUGAAGGAUAUUCCCUGUGACAGGCCUGUGCACAUGGGCCAGUCUGAGGACCCCCGCUGCCACCUACAUCUGCAGUUACCUCCCCCCAUGUAUAAAGCUGAGCAGGAUCCUUUAGUCCCUGAGCAGCUGGAAUGCGCACCUACAGACCUGUACCUGAGUGCAGCUGAACUACAGCCCACAGAAAGCCUGCCAUUGGAGUUCAGUGAUGACUUGGAUGUGGUUGGUGAUGGUUUGCAAUGCCCACCAUCCCCACUCCUGUUUGACACAGCACUGGCACUUGAGGACCAGUCUAUUCGAGAGAUUGCAGAGGCACCACUCGAUAUAUUAGCUAGUGAGGAGCAUCCGCUACUAGAGACCACAGAUUCCCCGCAGACUGCCAUCCCAGCCUCUGGCCCUCUUGAUGUUCAAAUGGACAUUGGCCAUGCUGAGCUGGUGGCUUCUGAUCCUAGGACAGCUAUUUCAGAGGAGCCUAACUCUGUCUCCUCCACAGCAAAUGGAGCAGUGGGACAAGCAGGGGCGACCUGAGGAGAACGCCGAGAGUAUCUGCGUUUUGGAACUGGUGAUCUACUCGUAAGAGAUGAUGACCAAACUCUCGACAUGGGCCCUGAACUGCCAGUCACCACUUAAUAGGAGAAAAGUCUUUCCUAAAGCAGCUCACUUUCUGUCCAAGACUUCCUGAGGAUCCUACUGUUGUUGCCAAAUGUGGCUUUACUUUUAAGUGGCAGGCUGAUGUAACAGGAGUGUGGCUGCUGGAAGGAAAAGGCAUUGAGGGAUGUUAACUUUCCUGUUGCUGUAAAGCCUCUGUAAUUGCUUUCUGCCAUUGUUCUCUUUAAUUUGUCAUUAACUGUGUUUCCUGGUGUUGAGAAUGUCUCCUACUGUUAUCUGAGGAUAGAUGCAGUUGACUAACAGGAAGUGAGCUUAUGGCCUGGAGCAAACCUGAGGUAGAAGUAAUUAUAGAAGUAAAUUAGCUGCUUUACAAAUCGGGGAACGGAAGAGGCGGAAGUGAGAGGAAUUGGGGGGAGUUAAGCUGUGUUAAAGGGCAAUGUAGUGUGGCAGACAUCUUAGCUGCAAGGGCAGAUGGGAAAUGGGGCCUUUGAGUCAUUAUUUUGCUUUGGGCUGAGCCUCAUCUGUACUUUGUGGCAUUGGAAUUUUAUUUAUCAAUAACACUCAUUUGCUAACCCA
Messenger RNA from Erpetoichthys calabaricus (reedfish), 2426 nucleotides. RefSeq names its product KAT8 regulatory NSL complex subunit 2 (gene kansl2). Lineage: Eukaryota; Metazoa; Chordata; Cladistia; Polypteriformes; Polypteridae. The record is from RefSeq and is a predicted model, not a curated record. Gene Ontology annotation, cellular component: NSL complex. The transcript has 10 exons. The coding region runs from base 180 to 1769 and encodes 529 amino acids.